Apus apus (common swift) is the source of this 5439-nucleotide messenger RNA. RefSeq names its product SET binding protein 1 (gene SETBP1). The record is from RefSeq and is a predicted model, not a curated record. NCBI's taxonomy places the organism in Eukaryota, Metazoa, Chordata, Aves, Apodiformes, Apodidae. Bases 431 to 5263 code for a protein of 1610 amino acids. Gene Ontology annotation, molecular function: DNA binding. The transcript is spliced from 7 exons.
UGAACACCGCCAUGGGUUUGCCGCAACACAAGCAAAAGCACCUUUGGGGGCUGUGGCGAGGGAUUGAAACCGGGAUCUGAAAGAGAAGAGACAAGAAGGGGGGAAUCCGAGGGAGGAGGAGGAGGAGGAGGAAGAAGAAGAAAGAAGAAGAGGAAGAAGAGGAAAGAAGAAGAAGAAGAAGAAGAAGAAGAAGAAGAAGAAGGAGAAGAAGAAGAAGAGGAAGCUUCUAAGAAGCCCCCGCUGCGUUUUUUGGGGAUAUGGUGGCAGAUUUGGUCUCUUCUGAGGUCCUUGCAACUUCUGGGCAAUCAGAACGUUGAAUUCGGCGGACAGUUACCAUUCAUUACCUCGGGUCGCACCUGCCUUUGCUCUCCUCAUCCCCUCCUGUGCUCCUCUUCCCUCUGAUAAAACUCCAGGGCAUUGUAAUACUGCUAUGGAGCCUAGGGAGACAUUGGGCAGCUCCCGGCAAAGGGGGGGUGAGGCAGACUUUCUGCCUGCCACCGUCCCCUCUGCGAAGCCUCCAUCUACCUCCGGCUGCGCGGGGGAGACGAUGCUGCCUGCAGUGGCCUCGGGGAAAGGGAUCCCAGUGAGCGGUGAGAGGCUGGAACCAGAGGAAGAGGAUGAGCUGGGUUCUGGCAGAGACGUGGAUUCCACUUCCAAUGCGGACAGUGAGAAAUGGGUGGCAGGAGAUGGCCUGGAGGAGCAGGAAUUUUCCAUCAAAGAGGCUAACUUCACAGAGGGGAGUUUAAAACUAAAGAUACAGACUACCAAGAGAGCAAAGAAGCCCCCAAAGAACUUGGAGAACUAUAUUUGCCCCCCUGAGAUCAAAAUCACCAUCAAACAGUCUGGGGAGCAAAAGCUUUCUAGAGCUGGGAAAAACAGCAAAGCAGCUAAAGAGGAGGACAGGUCACACUCCAAAAAGAAGGGAAAAGUCAUUGGAGAUGCAAAACUGCUCAUGAGUUGUGGUUGCAGAAAAGGGAAAAAUGCACAAGUGAAAGACUCAGAUCAGAUGAAGAAUUUGGGAAGAGACUGUGGGUUCCCUGUGCAGAGUCCAGUGGUGAAAUCUGUGAACAAGGUUUAUGACAGGCCACAAAAGCAUCCUGCUCUGCACUAUGAUCCAGGCCUCCAACAAGACUUCACCAGUGACACCUUAAAAUCAAAGCACCAGCAGAAAAGUAGCAACCAGCACCAUCUUGACUGGUCAGCCAGCUCUGAUACUGGAUCUGCUUCUCAAAGUUGCUUCAUCAACACAGAACCCAAUCGAGAAGCGGUUAGUGCCACCAAGGUCUCUGCUUCAGAGCCAGGAGUUUCCUUCAGCAAAUCCCAAGCAAAGAAGUCCUGUACCAGCAGCCCAUGGGGGCAGCUGUCGGCCAGUAGUAAAGAGCUUGCCAUUUGCAGUGCAGUCCCAUCACCCACCAACAUUGGCGUGGCCACCCAGCCGAGCAGCACCUCUGAGUGCAAUGGGCUUUUGCCUCUCGGGGAUCAAGACGGAGGUCUGCAGCUGGAGGCCCCUGAUCAACCCACUGGGAGUACAAAGAAGAAGUCCAGCAAAAAGGACUUGAUAAGUCAAACUAUCCAAACCACAGACAUUGAAUGGGUGAAGAGUGCUCAGAAGACAUUUGACAGCAAAUCCCAUGACAGCAUGGAAGGGAAAAAAGAGUCUUACUCAAUUGACAGUGUGCUGGAUACAUCACCCUUGAAGCAGAAUCCCACCUCUGCGAGCAGUUGUGAAAGCGAUACCAGUCACGUACGAAUUACUAUCCCAAUAAAGUCUCCAACCAUAGAUACAUCUAGCCACAAAAGGAAAAAAAGGCAAUCUACAAAAUCUUCCAUCGAGAAAACUCUCCAGGAGAAAAGCCUGCCUUAUGGACUUUCUAUGAGCAGUGAAGUAGCAAAUAGGACCAGCUCUCUACCAGAGGGAAGUAAAAAAGAUCUUCGAGCCACAAAGCCAGGGAAAGUGAUUGAAAAUGAGCCUCCCUUAGUAGCUAUUGACAGCAGUGUGCUCACUGACAAAGCUUCCCCCAACAGUGCCACCAGACUUAGAAAAUCUGUAGCUGUGACAUCCAGUCUCCUACCCACCGAUCUUCCGACAGCCACCAAAUUAUCUGAGGUCCAGCACCCCAAACAUGCAGCUAAGCGGCGAUGGACCUGCAGCAAACCUAAAUCUAUCCUUCGGGAGACCUCCAUGACAACAUCUGAGAAGCUGAUGGUGGAGCCUCCUUCAGCCUAUCCCAUCACACCAUCCAGCCCUCUGUAUACCAAUACAGACAGUCUUACUGUGAUCACACCUGUCAAGAAAAAAAGAGGACGACCAAAGAAACAACCUUUGCUUACUGUUGAAACCAUUCAUGAGGGAACUUCCACCAGCCCAGUGAGUCCAAUCAAUCGUGAAUUUCCAGGAACAAAGAAACGGAAGAGGAGACGGAAUCUGGCCAAGUUGGCCCAGUUUGUCCCAGGAGAGGACAAGUCCACCAGUGAACUCAAGUUUCACAAAAAGGUUGGGAAGCUUGGGGUCUUGGAUAAAAAGACCAUUAAGACCAUUAAUAAAAUGAAGACCCUCAAGAGGAAGAAUAUUCUCAAUCAGAUCUUGUCCUCCUGCUCCAGCAGCAUAGCUCUGAAAGCAAAAGUCCAGCCACCAUCUAGUGCUGGGCCAACCACCAUUGAUGCCAGACUAGGGAAGCAGAUCAAUGUCAGCAAGAGGGGAACUAUCUACAUUGGUAAAAAACGGGGCAGAAAGCCAAGAGCAGAGCUGCAGCCUCAGCCAGAAGAACCUAAGACAGCCAUCAAGCACUCAAGGCCUGUUUCUAGCCAGCCAGAAAACCCAGCAGUGCCUUCCAACCUGCAGUCACUUGUGGCAUCGUCACCAGCAGCUAUUCAUCCGCUUUCCACACAGUUAGUGGGGACUAAUGGCAACCUUAGCCCUGCAAGCACUGAAACAAAUUUUUCAGAGUUAAAAACUAUGCCAAAUCUUCAACCUAUCAGUGCUCUUCCUACAAAGACCCAGAAAGGAAUGCACAGUGGAACUUGGAAGCUGUCUCCACCCCGGUUAAUGGCUAAUUCACCUUCCCACCUCUGUGAAAUAGGUUCUCUGAAAGAAGUCACACUGUCGCCAGUGAGCGAGUCUCACAGCGAGGAAACCAUACCUAGCGACAGUGGGAUAGGUACAGACAACAACAGCACUUCUGACCAAGCCGAGAAGAGCUCAGAAUCCCGCCGGAGAUACUCCUUUGAUUUCUGCACCCUGGACAAUCCAGAGGCUAUCCCAUCUGACACCAGCACAAAGAACAGGCAUGGUCACCGGCAAAAGCAUCUCAUUGUGGAUAACUUUCUCUCUCAUGAGAGUAUUAAAAAGCCAAAGCACAAGAGGAAAAGGAAAUGCCUGCAGAACAGAGAUGACCUCCAGUUUCUGGCAGACCUUGAGGAACUCAUCAAUAAGUUUCAAGUGUUCAGGAUUUCCCAUAGAAGUUACACAUUUUAUCAUGAAAAUCCAUAUCCCAGCAUCUUCAGGAUUAAUUUUGAUCACUACUACCCUGUGCCAUAUAUCCAGUAUGACCCAUUGCUCUAUCUUCGCAGGACCUCUGACAUGAAGUCUAAGAAGAAGCGUGGUAGACCUGCCAAAACCAAUGACACCAUGACAAAGGUGCCUUUUUUACAAGGGUUCGGUUACCCUAUUCCCAGUGGGAGUUACUAUGCACCCUAUGGAAUGCCUUACACAUCAAUGCCUAUGAUGAAUCUUGGUUACUAUGGUCAGUACCCAGCUCCUUUGUACCUGUCUCACACGCUCGGAGCGGCUUCCCCAUUUAUGAGACCUACCGUGCCCCCACCCCAAUUCCAUGCAAGCUCUCAUAUGAAGAUGUCCACCACUGCCAAGCAUAAAGCGAAACACGGAGUGCACCUACAGACACCUGUGGGAAUGGGCCUUGGAGACAUGCAGUCCACUUUGGCUCCUCCAAAAGUUGGAGGAACAAGCCUUUCAAGUGGCCGACUUCACAAAAGGAAACACAAACAUAAGCACAAGCAUAAGGAUGAGCGGAUAUUGGGGACACAUGAAGAUCUGAGUGGUCUCUUUGCUAGCAAGUCCACUGGCUUCUCUAGCCAUGCAAUCAGUGAAAGGCUAAGCGGCUCAGAUAAAGACCUCUCCUUGCUCAAUGAGAAAAGCAAGCAUAAGGAGAAGCAGAAGCACCAGCAUUGUGAAACCGGACACAAAGGCUCCAAGAGUAACUUUGAAGUGGAUACGCUGUCUACAUUAUCACUUUCUGAUGCCCAGCAGUGGUCACAGAGUAAAGAUAAAAGUGACUCAAGCAGUGAUCCCAUUGACUCUUGCACAAAGAGAUACUCUGGUAAUACUGAGAGUAAUGGAAGGUCAGAGUCCCUGGACAUGUUUGGUGAAAUGACUUCCUCAAGUGAGAAGCGGGACAACGAUGCAAGUGGGAAUAAAAGAAGAAGCUUUGAAGGGUUUGGAACUUAUAGGGAGAAGGACAUUCAGCCCUUCAGGACGAAUAGGAAGGACAGAACUACUUAUGAGACUUCAGCUUCUUCUGGAAUUGCAGGUCCCCACUUAAAAGCAGACCAGAUUUCACUUCAUAGUAAAAUGGAAAGUUCUGCCUGUAACAUGAUGACCAGAAGGAAACCAGCAGCUGUUGACAGUGUUGCAAUGCCGACUCCAGUAUUAUCUCUUCUAUCUUCAUCAUCAGCAACCUCUGAAGCAGCCAGCCCUCCACUGAAAAAAAGGUUCAAGCGCCGUGAAAUUGAAGCAAUCCAGUGUGAGGUGCGCAAGAUGUGCAACUACACCAAGAUCCUGUCCACGAAGAAGAACCUGGAUCAUGUGAACAAGAUCUUGAAAGCCAAGAGGCUGCAGAGACAAUCAAAGACAGGCAAUAACUUUGUCAAGAAGCGGAGGGGGCGUCCUCGGAAGCAACCCCUCUCCUUUGAUGAAGACUCCAGAGACCAAAUGCCCGUUCUGGAAAAAUGUGUUGACCUUCCUAGCAAAAGAGGUCAGAGACCGACACUCAACCCUUUGAUCUUGGAGCAAACAGCCACUCAAGAUACAAUCAUGGCCACCAUCGAAGCUGUCAUACACAUGGCUCGAGAGACGCCACCUCUGCCACCUCCUCUUCCUCCUCCUCCACCUCCUCCACCUCUCCCUCUGCCCCGUACACCCAGGCUUGGGAAAAGGAAAAGCAAAUCGCCGCAGGAGGAAGAGGAGGAUGUGAAAGUGAAGCGGCACCGGAAAGGCAGAGGGAAUGAAAGCGAAGGCCUUCCCUAAGGCCAGAGCACCCCGUUGGUGGCGGGGCAAGCCGUGACUGAGGGGCUGGAGGAACAUGGUCUCCUUCACCCCUGCGGCAACCACCAGACUCACUUGACGCUUCGGCAGCCGGAUCCCAUUGUGGAGCGCCGUGUCAGCCGGGGUUCGCUUCUUCCUCUUCAUCGCCUUGGCCUCAG